CUCUCCCCUUGCAAAGUGUUCUUCGUGUUUGUGUUCUUAAUGUUCCUUGUUUUCACUGCCUUGUGCACCAAGACGCGAAUACCCUUGUGAGUUUCUGCUCGCCAUCGGCAGAACUACAAAAACUAAUUUAUGAAGGCGGAAAAACUGCUUAACUGUGGUCUGCUGCGUAACUGCGAUCCGCCGCGGAGGCCUGCUCAAUCACCGACCCCCACUCCUGCAACCAGCCCGCAGUGGAAGCGCCAGAGACGGAAUCUAAGGAAGCAGAAGAGGGGGAAGCAUGGAGGUAUCCAGGCUAGGCUAGCAGCUAGCCCUCAUCGACCAGCUAUCCCGACCAUCACGCUGGCCAACGUACGCUCGCUGGACAACAAACUGGACUAUAUCCACUUACUUCGAACAUCUCGCAAAACCGUGAGUGACUGCUGCGUCCUUGUUUUCGUGUAGACAUUGCUCAACGACAGUGUCCCAGACCGGGCUAUUCGGCUAGCUGGGCUAACGUACGACCGAGCAGACAGAGAGCUCGUUGAGGAGGGGAAGACUCGCGGCGGGGGACUCUGUGUUUACAUCAACGAUGCCUGGUGCCAAGACGCUGUUGUGGUUUGCAAGCGCUGCUCACCUACGGUGGAGUUUAUGAUUAUCAAAUGCCGGCCAUUCUACCUGCCGAGGGAAUUUUGUGCCAUAUUGAUGGUAGCGAUAUACAUUCCCCCUGGCUCAACCAACAGCAGGAGUAUGGCCCUGUCUGAACUCCAUCAGCGAACAGCAGACAGCCCACUCCGACACCUUUCUCAUCUUGGCUGGAGAUUUCAAUCAUGCAAACCCCAAGAGUGUGCUUCCACAACUCCAUGGCCACAUCAACUUCCCAACAAGAGGUCCAAAUAUUCUGGAUACCAUCUACACUACAAUCAGAUGAUCCUACAAAGCCCUACCCCUCCCCCACCUUGGUGCCUCAGAUCACACCACUGUGAUCUGGUGGCUCGUAUGCUAUAUCCAGCAUACGGGCCACUGAUGAAAGUCGUCAAACCAGUGUGGAAGCAAGUACGAGUGUGGCCUGAGGCGUUCACAGAAGCACACCAAGACAGUUUCUCCAGCACAGACCUUUAGUGAGGUUUAAACAUGCAACCAUUAACCUCAAAAAGUACGCGAAACCGUCACGUCCUACAUAAGGAAGUGCAUGGAUGAUGUCACGGUCACCAGAACCAUCACCAUCCGGGCCAAUCAGAAGCCAUGGCUGAGAGGUGAGUUCCACAUGCUCCUGAGGGCCAGGAACACUGCCCACUCAGAGCUGGAGACGUGGUGGGCCUCAGGACUGCCAGGGCCAACAUGUCACGAGGCAUCAGACUGGCCAAGAGACGAUAUUCAAGAGGAUUGCAGACCAGUUCAAGGACAGCUGAGACACCAGGAACCGGUGGUGGGGGAAUCCAGACUAUCACAGACUACACACCCUCUCUGCACACCUGCAACAGCUCCUAUCACAGACUACACGCCCUCUCUGCACACCUGCAACAGCUCCAUCAGUCUUCUGAACAACCUGAAUGAUUUCUUCGCCCGUUUUGAGAGGGACAACACCACCCCAGCACAGAUGACCCCAAACCCUCCUGGCGACCAGGUGCUGACGCUUUCCCUUGAUAGUGUGAGGCGACCCCUCAGGAGAACAAACGUACGAAAAGCGGCAGGUCCUGACAACAUUCCUGGUCGCGUCCUGAGAGACUGUGCUGAGGAGCUCACAGAUGUUUUCACGGUCAUCUUUAACACCUCACUGAGCCAGGCUGUUGUCCCCACUUGUCUCAAAGCCACCAUCAUCAUCCCGGUCCCGAAGAAGUCAUCCCCCUCCAGCUACAAUGACUACCGCCCGGUCGCACUCACCCCCAUCCUCAUGAAGCACUUUAAGCGGUUAGUCAUGCAGCACAUAAAGUCUGCCCCACCACCCUGGGCCCCUACAUGUUUGCAUAUCGGCAGGGCAGAUCAACUGCCGACCCCAUCUCCACCGCCCACCACUCAGCCCUCACCCACCUGGAGACCAAGAACUCACACGUCAGAAUGCUGUUCAUCGACUUCAGCUCAGCAUUCAACACCAUCAUCCCGUAGCAGCUCAUCCACAAACUGGACCACCUGGGGCUCAACACAGGCAGUUCGGGUUGGCAGCAACACCUCCGGCACCAUCAUGAUGAACAAACGUGCCCCACACGGAUAUGUGCUGAGCCCCCUCCUCUUCACACUGCUGACCCACGACUGCAGUCCUUCGUCCAGCUCCAAUCUCUUCGUUAAGUUUGCGAAUGACAUGACUGUAGUGGGUCUCAUCAGCAAUGACGAUGAGACAAUCUACAGGAGUGAGGUGACCAGGCUGGCCUGUGGUGUAAAGACAACAAUCUCCACCUGAAUGUGGAGAAGACAAAGGAGAUUGUUGUGGACUUCAGAAAGACGCACUCCCAGCAUGCCUCACUGACCAUUAACGGUGCCACAGUGGAGAGAGUGAGCAACACCAAGUUCCUGGGAGUGCACAUCUCUGAAGACCUGUCCGGGAGCCACAAUACCUCAUCACUGGCUAAAAAAGCCAAUCAGCGCCUGUACAUCCUCCGCAAACUGAGGAGAGCAAGAGCCCCACCACCCACCAUGCAGAUAUUUUAUAUAGGUGCCAUUGAGAGCAUCCUGUACAGGUGCAUCACUGUGUGGUAUGGUGCUUGCACUGUGUCCUGCCAAAAGACUGACGUGAGAGCAGCUGAGAAGAUCAAUGGUGUCUCUCUCCUCCCACUCAUGGACAGUUACUACCCCUGUCUGACCCGCCAAGCCAUACGGAUCGCAGGUGACCCCACCCACCCAUCUCACAGCCUCUUCGGCCUGCUGCCGUCGGGAAGGAGAUUGCGGAGUCUCCGUGCCAGAACCAGCAGGCUCAAAAACAGUUUCUUCCACCAGGCGGUCAGGAGACUCAACUCCCUCCUGCUCUGCCCGCACUCCCCGCCCGCUGCCUCUGCCCGACCCCUGCCUCCUGUCACAGACUAUGACCCUCCCCUCAUCAUUCGACAACUACGUAUUGCACAAUGCACUACCUCACUUUACCCACAAUAGCCACAAGUGCCAUUGUUUAUGUUGUUGAUAUUGUUUAUAAUGUCAAUACUGUUUAUACUGUUCACAUUACAUUAGCUGCUAUCUUGUCUUAGCUUUGUGUGCUUUAUGUAUUCAGCAUGUAAUACAUAAAGCAUAUUUGACAAUAAAGAUGACCUUGACCUUGAUUAGAAUCAAAUGGGGUUCGAGUUAAACAAAAUAAAAUAAACAACAGAAGAAUGACCCUUUCCAUGGCAAUUGGAGUAAAAUAUGUAAUUGUUAUUUUGAAAAAUGCAUGCCAUAAGACGUCUAUUUACAAAGAUGCAUUCAUCCACCAUUCAUUUUGUUAUGCUAUUCCGGGAUGGGGUGGCAGAUGCAGCAGCUUUAGCAGGGAAGCCCAGGCUUCCCUCUCCCCAGCUUCUUCUUCCAGCACUUCCAGCUCUUUAGGCCACUCACAUCUGUGAUCUUUUUCUUUCAGUCAUGACCCGCUGCUUUUGACACUAGGCUGGGCGUUGCACCUGUUUCACCUGCCAGUCCUCACCUCAUCAGCGACACUCUCCUCUGCAGCAUAAAGGCCAGUCCAAAGAGCCACCCAGUUCUUCAGCUACCUUUCCUGCCAUACGCUCUGCUGCCCAGCUGUUGUGCCCAGCCCUCCAGUACACCUUGGUUUGGUUUCUCUGACUGCCUUCGGUUCCUGCCUCCUUGACCUGACCCUCUACCCUGACAGGAAACCAAUACUGAGUUCAUUGUGUCUUACUGGGGAUCCCGUGCUUGUCUUAAGCUGAGCUUAACCGUGAGGGUAUGAAUGUAGAUCGAGUGGUAAUGUGAGAGUUUCACCUUUUGGCUCAAUGCUCACUGCAACAGACCAACACAGGGUCCACAUGGGUGGAGACACUACGCCCAUCUGUUUAGUGACCCCCAACUCCAUUGCCCCCUCUCACUCGUGAACAAGACCCCAAUCAUCUCCUCCAUUAGGCGAAGGACUUUGAAUUGGAGUGGACAAUCCCAUUGCCAGCUGACGACCAUACUCUCAUAUUAAGAGGUGCUGAUUCUCAUCCCACCCACUCCCAAACAUAAUUGGGGGCUUAUCCGGGAUUAUGUUAUGACACUUCCACAUGAUGGCAAUAGAGGAAGGGUCUAACAAAAAUGUGGGAGUUGGAGAGGAAUAAAAAGUGGUGCACUGUCAAGGUCUGGACUUUCUCAAAACAAAGGGGUGGGGGGCGUAGAACAAUUUAACAGGGGCACACGACACUACACGACAUAGUUGGAGUCAACAUUCCUGAAUGCCACUCCCUUAGUACAUCAAUGAAGUGAACAAAAUGAACCAAAGAUAGUUAUGGUGAAUUUUCUAAAACAUGAAUUGAGUGACUGAAAGAGAAGAUGCAAACUCCACACAGGAGGACCGGAGCCCUGAAUCGAAUCCAUGACCUCUGAAUUGUGAGGCAGACUUGCUAACCAGGGAACCACUGCACCACUACUUGAUGAGAAUAUUCAUCAAUAUUUACCGGUAGUAAAGUUUACCAUUUCAACCAUUUCCUCUUGGGCAUCUUCAUUUGAGGGACCUUCACACUCCUAAAACUUGUCGUAGUUAAUAUUUCUCUUAUUCUUAGUUAGCUGAUAUAAGCUCACAAACGCACAACCAUGCACUGUAUGUAUUAUUGUGUUGCAUGCUAAAAUGCUCGCUGGUCAAGUAAAGUUGCACAAAGGCUGUUAAAGCCUUUUUGUAUUUAAUGGCUUAUGUUUUGGACACAAGAAAUGCAAAAUUUAAGUUUUAAUGUGUAUUUGUUUGAUGAUGCCUCAAGACAAUAAAAUACAGUUUGCUGUUUAUGCACAGAUAGGCUUUAAGAAAUAAAAUCUGUUUAUUGUAUGAAAAAGGAAACCAAAUUAUUUUUCACAUAUUUUGUACCUUAUAAAAAUAUUGAACCAUGUUCACAAUGUAUUAUGUACCAUGAAUGAAAUAGUCCUUCCAUUUUUCGAUCCGCUCUAUCCUCACAAGGGUCGUGGGGGGUGCUGGAGCCUAUCCCAGCCAUCUUUGGGCAGUAGGCGGGGGACACCCUGAACCCGUUGCCAGCCAAUCGUUGGGCACACACAGACGAACAGUCAUCCACGUUCACACUCACACCUAGGGAGGAUUAAAGUGUUCCAUUAGCCUGCCAUGCAUGUUUUUUUUUGGAAUGUGAGAGUAAAUCAGAGUACCAGGAGAAAACCCAUGAAGGCACUGGAGAAUGUGCAUACUCCACAGAGGAAGGCCAGAGCCACAAUUGAACCCUGCACCUCCGCACUGUGAGGCCGACGUGCUAACCACCGGACCACCAAGCCGCCUAAAUGAAAUAUGCAAGUGCAAAAGUAAUUUCGGGAAUGUCGCGGCAAGCUCACUGCCAGCGUUCAUUUAAUUCUGAAUUCUUAUUCGUUUUUUCCACCCCUCAAAGUCAGCAGGGUCUGAAGACCUCCAGCUACCUAAAGCUACCAUCCCCGAUGGAUGGGGUCAUGAUCGGCCGGACCGGGGGAAACGACAAACCUCUGCUCUGCUGCUGGAGACCUCAUGUAAGAGUACCAGGUCAGAGACCUGGUAAACAACCGCUGCGUGUGCUCACUUGUGAGAUCUUUUACCUUUCAUCAUCAAAAAAGGCAUCCAUUAGUACUUCUAAAAUUGUUAAUAUGGUUCAGCAUUGUUGUCAAACACUAUUAUGCUUAUUUGUAUAUACUGUAAUUUUAUGACUUUGGUCACAACUGGCUUGUUGAAAACCAGAAAAUGGGAAUGCACAGCAAGUUUCCUUGCUGCAUCGUUGUUGGCCAAUCAAAUAUCACUGACGACAUUGCUCCAAUCGGCCCAAGACAGCUGGCGCUUCAGAACAGCCCCCGAGAUCAUUCUAAAAUGUGGUUCCAUUGGAACCGCGAGGCCCCAAAACAGUCAAAUGGAAAAGUGAACAUCCAGGGCUAAGAUUGCCGUCUCGGUGUCAAGCAAGACUAAUGGAAAAGUGGAGGCCUCGGGCAUGAUGCAGGACAUGCUGGAAAAACUAUUUGUCCUAGUUGGCUUGGUAAGGACUUCAGGUCCCCCCAGAAGAGCAGAUUAUGGAGAGGGAAGUCUGGAUUUCCCUGCUGGCCUGGUGAAAAUUUAAAUUAAAGAUUGACACUCACUGUCCUGUGAUUAAUAUUGUAAGUAAUGAUUAAAUGAUUGUAAUAAUCAGAUUUAAAUUCUAAAUUAGUUUUGAUUGUAUGUUAUCGCUUCAAAGUUCAGUCCAAUACAUUGCAUUAGUGAUCUGCCACUUUAAAAAUAACGGACACUAUCAUACCAAUGCGUAAACCCACUCAAGGCCGUGUCUAUGCAUGUACAGUAUAUGUCUAUGCUAAAAGCAUCACAGUCAUAGGUGUUAAUAUACUUUUUAGUUUCAAUCUCUGUAUUGUUUUAUCAAUCAAGGGCGUAACUGACGAAGAUGAGUUUGUGUACAUGUUUGUUAUGAGCUAAGCUGUGAAGUUAAAGUAGUUUACCUGAGUUUGACAGUCACUCUUGAGUGACUGUCUAUGAGUUUAUGUCGCCAUUGUAUUUUACUCGAUUUUAUUGAAAAAGAAAAUCCUCAAAUCCGAAUGAACUAUAUUGGAAUCUCCCAUACUUGGUUCAUGAGGUGGCCUCAGCACUCUGCAUCAUAUCAUAUUGGUGGUUGAGGCAACUAGAUUUGCACCCUGCACUGUACUAUAUUUCUUUCAAAAACUAAAGUCGCAUGCUCUUGAAAAUUGCUUAUGUUAGAAUUAAUAGUAACUGAUUAGGCAUUGCUUUACAUCUGAUGUUGCCGUUUCCAUCUUCAGAAUAGUAGUAACAAGUAGUUUUUAAUGUAAUUUUAGAAUAUUAAAGGUGUAUUUUCUGCCAAAUUUGUGGUGCCUCAUUGAAUACGUAGCACCUUUAGCAUUCCCCCUAUGGGAAAACUGGCUAAAACCUAAACAUUUUCAAAAUUAUAUUGGACAAGAAAAAAUACGCUUCUGGGCCUAUUGUCUAUGAAACAUCUCAGUGACUA
Messenger RNA from Hippocampus zosterae (dwarf seahorse), 7046 nucleotides. RefSeq lists its product as uncharacterized. The coding region runs from base 1169 to 2374 and encodes 401 amino acids. The transcript is spliced from 2 exons. Lineage: Eukaryota; Metazoa; Chordata; Actinopteri; Syngnathiformes; Syngnathidae. The record is from RefSeq and is a predicted model, not a curated record.